Molecule: messenger RNA, 3288 nt
Organism: Euleptes europaea (tarantolino)
Lineage: Eukaryota; Metazoa; Chordata; Lepidosauria; Squamata; Sphaerodactylidae
Gene: CP
Product: ceruloplasmin
Exons: 20
Biological process (GO): iron ion transport
Cellular component (GO): plasma membrane
Molecular function (GO): oxidoreductase activity; copper ion binding
Source: RefSeq, a predicted model, not a curated record
AUGAAGUUGUUCUUACUAAAUUGCUUGCUGGCUUGUUACUUCUCAAAAGUCCAAGCAGUAAAUAGAGAAUACUACAUCGGGAUUACAGAAACUGCUUGGGAUUAUGCACCUGGGACAAAGAACAUGAUAUCAGGGAAGCCCUUUUCAGAAGACGAGCAAGCGAAUGUCUUUCUCGAAUCAGGCCCGGGCCGGAUAGGAAGGAUAUAUAAGAAAGCUGUAUACACGCAGUUCACAGAUAGCUCAUAUAACACAACUAUUGAAAAACCCUUUUGGCUGGGCUUCCUAGGCCCCAUUCUCAAAGCAGAAGUUGGAGACUCCAUCACAGUCCACUUGAAAAAUUUUGCUACAAGAUCCUUCUCUCUCCACCCACAUGGUAUUAAAUACAACAAACGGAAUGAAGGUGCUUUUUACCCUGACAAUACCGCAGGUUUGGACAAAAAAGAUGACAGUGUGCAACCUGGAGAGCAGUAUGAAUAUACAUGGGAUGCAACUGAAGAUCAUGGCCCAGCAGAAGGCGAUAAUAAUUGUUUGACCAGGGUUUAUCACUCGCAUAUAGACGCACCUAAGGAUGUUGCUUCUGGGCUCGUUGGACCCCUCAUCGUUUGCAGGAAAGGCUCACUGCAAAAUGGAAAAGAUAAAGACAUCGACCAAGAAUUUAUCCUGAUGUUCACGGUAAUGGAUGAAAAUUUCAGCUGGUACUUAGAUGAGAACAUCCAGACAUAUUGCACUGAACCUGACAAAGUUGACAAGAACGAAGACUUCCAAGAGAGCAAUAAAAUGCACUCAAUUAAUGGAUUUAUGUAUGGAUAUCUACCUAACCUCACCAUGUGUGCAGAAGAGAAAGUGAGAUGGCAUCUUUUUGGCAUGGGGAAUGAAGCUGACAUCCAUUCAGCUUAUUUUCAUGGGCAAAUAUUGACAGAAAGGAAACAUCGAAAGGACACAAUCAACCUCUUCCCCGCUACAUUUGUGGAUGCUCUUAUGGUGGCAAAGAAUGAAGGAGAAUGGCUGCUUAGUUGCCAAGUCAAUGAUCAUAUAGAAGGUGGCAUGCAGGCCAUUUUCGAGGUGAGAAACUGUCAAACACGUGUUUCCUCUCCCAAGGAAACCGCUAAUGUAAGACACUAUUAUAUUGCCGCGGAAGAAAUCUUUUGGAACUAUGCCCCAUCAGGCAUAAAUAACUUCACGGGAGAAGAAUUAAUUCAUGAUGGGGAGUCAGAGGCCUUUUUUGAACAAAAUGAAAGAAGGAUUGGAGGAACUUACAAAAAAGCUGUUUUUCAUGAGUAUGUUGAUGGCACCUUUACAGAGCGCAAGGAGAGGCUCCCUGAGGAAGAACAUCUUGGACUUUUGGGACCUGUCAUCAGAGCAGAAGUUGGGGACAUCAUCCAUGUGACCUUCCGAAACAAUGGCAGUCACCCAUUCAGCAUUCAGCCACAUGGUGUGAGUUACAACAAGGACAAUGAGGGCUCACUGUACAACACAAUCUCUGGAGGCACUGGAGGUCCAUCCUCACAUGUGAAUCCUGGAGCUACAUUUACUUAUGAGUGGAAGGUGCCAGAAGCUGUGAGUCCUGCCCGGGAAGAUCCACAAUGUUUAACCUGGCUUUACUAUUCGGCAUCAGAUGAAAUCAAGGAUCCCAGUUCUGGCUUGGUGGGACCACUCUUGGUGUGCAAGAAAGGAAGUCUCCUUCCAUCAGGGAAACAGAAGAAUGUAGACAAGGAAUUAUUUCUCCUUGCUACAGUAUUUGAUGAGAAUCUGAGCUGGUACCUGGAUGACAACAUCCAGCACUUUACAACAACAUCCCCAACUGAGAUUGAUAAGGAGGACGAAGACUUCCAGGAAUCCAACAAGAUGCACUCCAUAAAUGGAUACAUGUAUGGAAACCAAAAGGGCCUCGAGACGUGUAGAGGAAAUACUGUUUCAUGGCAUUUGAUUGGCUUGGGAUCAGAGGUCGAUAUUCAUGGGAUCUAUUUUGCAGGAAAUACUCUAUUGAUUCAAGGGAAAAGGCAGGAUACAGCCAACCUCUUUCCACAUUCCUCUGUUACAGCUAUUAUGAAGCCUGACUCAGAAGGCACCUUUGAAGUGGAAUGCCUGACAACGGAUCAUUACAUGGGGGGUAUGAAACAGAGGUAUGCGGUGAGGAAGUGUGGUUUGUCAACAGACGACAAUGAGGUGUAUUCCAAUCAGAAGAUUUACUACAUUGCGGCUGUGGAGACUGAGUGGGACUAUUCCCCUAACAGGACAUGGGAGGAGGAGAAACAUCAGAUCCAUGAUGAAAGCCCAGGGAAUCCAUUCUUAAAUAAAGAAGAUAAGUUCAUUGGUUCAAAAUACAAGAAAGUUGUUUAUCGGGAAUAUACAGACAGCACUUUCAGCACACCAAAAGAAAGGAAGGAAGAAGAAGAACAUCUGGGGAUUCUAGGCCCCCUGCUCGUUGCACAUGUUGGAGAUAAAGUCAGAAUUGUUUUUAAAAAUGAUGCCUCAAGGCCUUAUUCAGUUCACGCGCAUGGAGUGAAAACUGACUCCCCGGCUGUAUUGGAAACCGCUCCAGGUGCAACGAGAGAAUAUGUUUGGAAAAUCCCAGUGAGAUCUGGCCCUCAGGAAAGCGAUUCCCAAUGCAUCCCUUGGGCAUAUUACUCAACUGUGGAUAAAGUUAAGGACCUCUACAGUGGGUUAAUAGGGACACUCUUAGUCUGUCGCAGGCAACCUUUGCCCAUUCUACCGCUGCAAACAAGGGUGCAAUUUGCUCUUCUUUUUUUGGUGUUUGAUGAAAAUGAGUCUUGGUACUUGGAUGAAAACAUCCAAACAUACUCUGCCAAGCCAGGAGAAGUAAAUAAAGAAGAUGAGGAGUUUAUUGAAAGCAAUAAAAUGCAUGCCAUUAACGGACGGCUGUAUGGAAACUUGCAUGGCCUUAAUAUGCAUGUUGGAGACAAAGUCAACUGGUACUUACUGGGAAUGGGUAAUGAAGUAGAUAUGCACACUGCCCAUUUCCAUGGCCACAGCUUUGAUUACAAGCAAACCAGGACUUACCGGGCAGAUGUCUUUGAUCUUUUCCCCGGGACUUUUCAAACUGUCGAAAUGCGCCCAAAGUAUCCUGGGACAUGGUUGCUGCACUGCCAUGUGACCGACCAUAUCCAUGCAGGGAUGGAGACAACCUACACAGUGCUCCCAAAGGAAGGCUCGGUAAGUGAGAAAGAUCCACUCAAUGCACAAAGUAGCUUCCACCACUCUAGCUUCAGUGGCAUCCUGUGCUUGGUGCUCACCAUUUGUUCCCAGGUAGUUCUAUAAUGCAGAUGA